AUACAAGUUCUUGGCCAAUAAAAUAUUGCUCUGUGUAUCAGUUGGGUGAAACUAUUGUGUUUAGCGUCGUCACACGGUCCUGAUGCGACACUAGUUACGACGGCGGUCCAGUCAUGAUUUCCUGCGACUGUCAACUUCGAUUUCUCAAAUGUCAACGCGAGAGGAGGUCGCUGUCCCAGGAUUAAUGGUAUCUCCUCAUAUCUCACUGAAUCGGUACUCUAGACAGGGAGGACACCUGAUUCAGCGACUUUCCUUUAUUUCACCGAUGACUUCCUGUGAAACACUGCCCCCGGGAAAUUACUCGUUUGCCUUUUCCUCUUGUACUGGGUGCCUCCUUGCCCUAUGUCUGCUAUGAGCAACGUCAAAUACUUCCCACCUUUGCUUCUGUUGCGCUGGUAGUCCCACGGGCAGUGUACGCCGAAUCAACUUCUCCGAGAGCCUCUUGCCACCUGGAGAGCUAUUUCGAGAAUGACACCAGCUUCUGGACCGGGUUUUCGUGUCAUCCUCGUGCAGAAGGAAAAACAUGUUGGUCAACUGCCACAUGCGAAGCUCGCGCCACCGGCGCAGGAGGAUGCUUCAUUGUUUUACGAAUGUUGUUCGUCAAAUACCGAACAACACCAGCGUUCCUGUUUGCUCAGUAAUGGGAUAAGGGACACUGAAAGGUAUGGCUUCAUCGGAUUGCGCCGGGAGGCAGACACAAACGCCGGAGACUGUAGUUCUGGUGAGGCCGCGUACCCCGAGGUUGAUUCACCGAUUACCGGCGUAAAUAGUUACACAAGUGGAGGCAACGCGUACCCCGUUUUUGUCGGCGACAGGGUCCUCGAGUCGCGAGAUUCAGUUGACCCACAACUGCUGCAAUGCCUGUUGAUGGGCGCCUCCGGAACAACCUCUUCUGUGACCUCGCUACACUUUUUUGUCGACGGCAGUCUUCCCCGCCAUCAUCUUCAUCUUAUCGAGUCGUUUGCAAACAGGCUUGGAUGUGCCGAAUGCCUCCCGGUUCGUUGUGCUGGAGUUGAGUCUGCUGCCGUAUCUCUCGCAAGUUCUCAGCAACUGCCUCCCAAAACACAGUCUCAGGGGACGUUAGGACUGACUACUGGGUCGCCACGCCCCGCAACACAGGCCGCCUCGACUCACGAGCAACUGCGCUCCAGUCAAACGGGGCUGUCGAGUUUGCGACAGCGGCCGGCGCGUCUGUGGUUCCUCAAGGGUGAACUAGGCGAGGGCCUGAAAUGCCGCCACGCGCUGACCGAGGUUCAAGACGCUCUUCUUUUCGGCAACCCGAACCAUAGUCGAUGUGCCCAGUAUAUCACGAUCCCGUCUAGCCGUUUGCCGAGUGGCGAGGGAAACCAUCGAGCGUCUGCAUGCUCCCACGCCUUCGGUGGCCCUCAUGUUCGGCCGCUGGUGGAACCUCGGGAUGCAGGAGCGACAGCGGCGCGUAUCCCUCUCGAUCGACAAAGCCUUGUCUUCGCAGUGGGCGGAGGGACGGUGUGCGAUCUGGUGGCAUUUGCAGCUUCUACGGUGCUUAGGGGUGUUAAAUGUGUGCUGGUUCCCACCACUCUGCUAGCAGCCAUUGAUGCAUCCGUCGGAGGGAAGAAUGGCAUUGACGUCGGGGCAGCGAAGAACUGCCUGGGAACGUUCACUCACCCGCACGCUGUCUUGGUUCAUUUGCCUUUUAUUCGGUCCUUGCCACCACGACAUUUUGCGAAUGGCAUGGCCGAGGUCAUCAAAAUCGCAACAACAAGCAGCAGUAAGUUAUUCGAUUUCCUCAGUCGUGUCGACCCGGCGGCACUUGUCGCUCCUGUCUCGGAUUCUUUGGAGAGUUGCGCAACUGGCGUAUCAAACAACCAUCUUCGGACACUACCGCCUGCAUCACCGCCUCGAGGACCUUCUGACGCAGAGCCGCUGGAAGGCCAUGGCACACUCAAUUGUGCACAGCAGGAUCGUCUCCCGCAAACUCCUAAUGAGGAACCUGUAUUUGAAUCAUCCGGUGUCUGCUCUGUGGAUCCCGAAGAUGCAGCUGCACCUAUCGCUGAAGGGGUAGUGCAGAUGGACCGGUCCAACACUGCCCCUAGACGACACUUCGCAGAUUCUAGCGUGCAUGCAGGCGGCAUGAACAACGCCUUGGAGACCGUUGUCCUAGCUGCCAUACAACUGAAAGCGGCGGUUGUCGCGGAAGACUUCCGUGAGAGCGGGAAACGGCAGAUUCUGAACUUCGGGCACACCAUCGGCCAUGGGAUCGAGAUGCUGUUCAGGAGCUCUGACUGGCUCCACGGAGAGUGUGUUGCAGUGGGCAUGGUUCUUGAGCUUCUGCUUCUGCGUCUGCUGGGUCUUGUUUCUCCACUCGUCAGCAUUCGAGUUCAACGGCUUCUGCGCAAGUUCUCUCUUCCAUGUUCUGCCCCUCUGUCUCGUGACGGUGCAGACGAGGCUUUCAGACUGAUUUUGACACACGAUAAAAAGAACCGCGAUGGAAACAUUUUUAUUACUUACGUUCAAGACGUUGGCUCGACUCAUCCCCGUCAUGUCACAGCAGUGCCUCGGGAGCUCGUGCGCCUGGUGCUGUCGCCUGUGUUGGCUGUGGCGCCUCCGAGAACGUGUGUACCUUGCUCCAGUCUUCGCUCGCAGACAGGCGACACUACCACUCGUCUCCGUUUUGACGCUGUUGUCUCGCUCCCAGGAUCCAAAUCUGUGGCGAAUCGUGUCCUUCUGCUGGCUGCCCUUCGCCACUGUUUCAUUCGUUCCUUUCGCCAGUGCAUGCAAGACCGCCGUCCGUCAAGGAAGCAGUUCGCCCUCUGCAAUCUGCCCGCCGCUGUAGACGUUGUCGUCAUGGUUCAUGCCCUUCAACAGCUCGGGCUGUAUGGACAAUUCGACUUCGUAGCGUCUCCGUCGUCUCCAUCGUUUGACGUGAAAGUCCAGAUUCCGCUAUCCGCAUGCGAAGCCUCCCAGUCGUCGCAUUCGGGGUAUUUUGACCCUCUCGCUUUCGCCGAUGUAUCGAAAGGGUGCCUUCGUCUUUGGGUUGGCGACAGCGGCACGGCGUCUCGCUUCCUGCUGCCGUUCGUUGCUUUCCUUCUCGGCUUCCAUCAUUGCCUCCGCCGUUCUCACUGCGAUCACGAAGGCGGUCCGUCUUCGUCGCAUCACACCGAGGAUGUGAAUUCACAGAGAGAGAAAGUGACGGUCGGGCGUCUCCCUCAUGUUCAGAGCGUAGUCGUUGACGGAGGGGAGCAACUCAGAAGGCGUCCAAUGGGUUCUUUGGCUGAAGCAGUCUGCCGGCUCAUCAGAGGAUGCAGGGUGUCAUAUCUGAAGAGUCACGGCUGCCUACCCAUCCAACUGACCAUUGACGAGAAGGUGACGGCCGAGGAGUCGACGGUGGUAGAUGGUCGAGAGGCGCAGUAUUCGAAUGUCCAGACAGUGCCACAGUUGAUGUCUCACGUGUUUACAGACAUGACGGAAUGGCAUGUGUCUGCUUCAGAAAGCUCCCAGUUCGGUUCUGCUUUGUUGAUGCUUGCCCCGCUUGCCCCCUCCACUGUUCAAGUUUGCCUCAAUGUGAGGGAUGAACUACAAGACACACCGUCUCAGGAACCGCGCAGCCGUGUCGCAGGGGUUCGAGUGCGUAGUCUGCGGACUCCGAAAGAAGCGAAGGGUUUGUUGUUGCCGAGCUCUCCAGAAGUCGCGAGGACUGCACUCUCUCACCGAAAACACAUGCGUGAGGAAUGCAGGACAGAGUCUGCAGAAGUCAGAUCUGCGGGAGAGGGCGACUCUGCCGUAAGGCGUCUGUCUGCGGAUCCUCCGUCAGCUGCAGCUAGACCUUUCCCUUUUGUCUGGAUGACUCAACGGUUGAUGAGUCAGUGGGGGUUUGAUGUUUCAGAGAUAUCUUCGAACGUUUACCGGGUCUGCUCGAUUUGGUCCCGCGUCGGUGGGGGAUUCGAAAAGUACCAGGAUAGCGCGGAGCGGUUGGCGAGGAGAAGAAACCUUGCAGGCCUACAGGAAAGGGAGAGCGCUCCACAGAGAAGUGCAGACAACGUCGACGAGCAGGCGCCUUCUUUUGAGGCAGCUGCCAAGCAGCCUUCGCCAGAGCGCGGAUGUCCUGAGGGGACAUGUCAGCACCGGGGGGAUGACCAAAGUGGACAAGACAGCGAGAGGGCAUUCAAAGACUCUUUUGAUCACCCAGAAUGGAUGGUGGAAGCUGACGCUACGGCUGCUUCGUAUUUUAUGGCGAUGGCAGCUGUAGCCGGAGGACGCGUUCAUAUGAAUGUAGAUAGGUCAACAUCACUUCAGGGAGACAUCGCGUUUGCUGAGAUGCUUCCACAUUUUGGCUGCUCAGUCUCGCAACGAUAUGGCUGUCCGCACCAGCUCUUUCCCCAUGUGAGACUCAACAAAUCGAGCGCUGGGUCGAUCCCGUGUCGCUGUCCCCCGCAUUGCCCAGGAAGCGGCAACCCCUCUGGCGAGGCUGACGCAGAUGCGACAGGCAAGGCGACAGAGAAUAUCUCAAAAGCCACGGAGUGCCAGUGUUGUUCCGGAGCAUGGCUCACUGUUGAGAGCACUUCUGGUGGACUACAGCGGGCCUGGGGUUCCACGGAGCUGAAGGCAGAUCUACAUUCUUGCGUUCCGCUGUCUCUCGGUACUGUAGAUGAUUGUCCUGACACACCGCAAGACCCGAAAACUCAAACUCCAGUAAAGGGCGCGCAGCCUGCCGAAUGUGGGGAAACCCCGACACAACAACAGCUCAGAGUUGAAGGCCCCCAAGCCGUGGGUGAGGACUGUCCCUCCCGUGAGGCGUCGCGCAAACUGGUGGAAAUCCCCGUCACACCAUCGUGUUCCACAGGUUCCCCGGUGUACGAUCAGGUCCUGACUCUUGAUCUAAGCCGGAUGCAGGACUGCUUCAUGACAUGCGCUGUCCUAGCGGCGAGCGCGAGCCGAGGAACAUCGCCGAGCAACGACCACUCAGACAUGCGAGUCGAUUCAAAGGGCGCAGCGACAGACACGCAGCACCAGCUGCAAGCGUCCGUGGCGAAACGCCCACUCUUCCGCCUUAUUGCUGGUCGGACGGCAAGACUGAAAGAGAGUGAUCGGAUCGCGGCCGCCGCGCGGGGCUUGAAGACGACCGGCUUUCAUGUCGACGAGCUCUCUGAUGGACUGCUCAUUUACCAAGUGUCUCCGUUGCCUCCCGGAAGAUCCACAGUCACACCAGCGUUAACAGCGCGCGAGAAGAAUGAAGAUGAGUGCCAAGACAUCAGUGAAGUUGGUGGCAGGGGAAGUAGACGAGAUUGUCCGAGCGCCGAGGACACGAUGGACGUGGAGACGAGCCAACAACUGGAGCUGGUCGCUGUAGAAAGCGAGUCCGACCAUAGAGUGGCAAUGAGUUUCGCCAUCCUCGGACUGGUCCGCACGGAUGUUGGAAUAAGAGACUGGCAGUGCGUCGACAAAACCUUUGCAGAUUUCUGGUACGAAUGCAAGGAACGCAUUGGCAUGCAGUUAUACGCUCCCCCUUUGAGGGGUUUUGAAGAGAGCGGACAACCUGUACAGGCCGCCCGAGAAUCGCAUUCCCGAGACCGUUCGACAUCACGAAGUGAAGGGGCAAACCGGUCGAUGCAGGCGAUCUCCAACAGGAUGCCGGAAGGCAGCUCCAGUGACAACAUGGUGAUUCUACAGUCUAGCAUCCGCAAUCGACAGGCGGUAUCUUCGCCUGAUCAAGAAAUGGUGACGCAUGUGACUGCGUCAGAUCCUCGACAACAUGAAACUGAGUUGAUUGCCAGGCGAUGCGGAUGCGACCUUCGACGGAUAAGCAGCACCCGCCUGUGUGAAACCAAACACGCUCCGCGCAACGAAUCUGUGACUCGCGAACAGCUCCAGAGAUAUUUCGUCAUCUGCCCCCCUGGCUGUCCUGCGCCUUCCCUUGUCCCAGUCAUUGGAGCACACCCAAGCGCUGUGACACCCCUUCCACAUUCUAGUAAAUGCCAUUCGCUCAUUCACAAACCUCCGGCCGCGCCCGCUGACCAACGUACGCCGGAGCAGCCACUUAAGCUAUUGCUUCAGGUGCUUCUGGUCGUCGGCAUGCGAGGAGUUGGAAAGAGCGUCUUAGGCAAGCUCGCGGCCCUCGAACGAGGGUGGGCUUUCUUCGACCUCGAUGUGGUGCUUGAGGCGUGGCUGAGAGACCGCGAAGACGCGACGCGCGCCCCCGUGGAUGGUAGAGCUGAACGACAGGGCAGAACAGGCAUCGACCUCUCGGGAACAACAGAUGCGUCCCUCCUGGAUCUUGAUAGACUGCAUGUCUUCAUCGAAGAGGAAGGGAUGCCCGCCUUUAGACAAGUCGAAAGCCAGGCUCUCGCAUUCCUGUUGUCGGCCGUGCGAAGGACACAACUGCGGAACGGUUCCUCCCGCCCACCCUGUUCCGCCGAAGUUGGCGCAGGCGCCCAGUCUGACGAAGAGUUAUGCGUAGGCGGCGAGCAAAACACGACCGAGGAAUUGGGUGCUGCUUUCAAUUCUGUGGCCAAAGAGGUUUUCGAAGGCCGGAAAGAAAAUAACGCAGACGGAAAUCCUCAUUCCGACGCAACACUACAAGAAUUUCUAAUGAGGUGCGAGGCACUGGGACUCUUCAGGUGCCGUAGUGGCGGCUGUGUAGUCUCGUGCGGAGGCGGUGUGAUUGAAAGUGACGAAGCAGUGAGGGCUCUCGAAUCCGAGCCACUUGUUGUGUGGAUCAAAACGACGGAGCAGGAAACGGUGGAACGCGCCUUACGAAAGGAGGGUCAGACACCUUCGUACUUCCAGACGGCGAAGAAAGCCAGAAGGUGCCAUGUUGCUGACCACGAGGGUGACCCUUCAGACAGCACUGGUGCCGGACAGGCAGAGAGACCCAGUGAGAAAGGAUCGAGGUACGUGCCAGCUGCACCGUACCGAGAGAAAGUUCGGAUGCUAUACUGGGAACGCGCCGUGCGAUACAAGAAAGUUGCAAAGUUUGAAUUCUGGACUCCGCCUGUCCAGGAGCUUCUAGAAGGGCUUGACCCCUUUGAACUCUCCUUCUGGCCCGCGCUUGGGGACUCAAAGACAUUUGCGCAGCCCCCGGGAUCCUCCGCGGGCGCAGCAUCUGACUCUGUUUCGCCUGUGGCAUCACCUUCGUCCUCCACCUCUGCUGCAUUGCCCUUGCCCCCCAUCCCAACGGACAUGGCCAUCCGGCUUGCACUCUUGCAUUCGAAGGAGGCUCCGAAGCUCUCGCUGUACCUGAGAGCGGUCUACAAAGUCUGGCAACUCUUCCUCUUCGCUCUGUUAGGCCCGCCGUUGCCAGUCACGCCGGCGAGUUGUUUCGCUGUCUGCGAAGAGGUGCUGACCUGGUCAGCAGGUGAACACAGAGGCCACAGCCGACCUCAGAGCGGGAGGCAGGGUCCUCCUGAACCCAAAGCUUGUCCUCCAGAUGCGGGUCACCGCGGGUCUUCUCCGUGUUUGGUCGCACCAGGUUCUGAGGCGACUUCUCUUAGUCUGACGAUCGAUGAGGCAAGCUGUCAAAAUCGGUGCAGCUCUCAGUCAGAGUCCGGCGCUUCUCCUCGGGCGGACGGAGCCUCAUGGACAGCUGGGGAGAAUGUGACACGACGCCGUGGCAGCGUGAACACCGUGUUGGCCAGGUGGCUCGAAGAGAGCAGAUAUGUGGACGUCGUGGAGUUGAGGGCAGACUGUUUGCCAACACUCGAAGCCGUCGAAAGGCAGGUGUUCUACCUCAGGCUCCUCACUGGCAAACCCGUUAUCUUCACGCUGCGGACUCAACAGGACGGAGGCAGAUUCGGUCCCGGUAGCCCCUUGUACAGAGAAACCGUCGGUCUUCUCUCUGAAACAUCCGACGAAAGCAAAACGACAGAGGCCCAGGUGGUCGGCGCCUUUCCCAAAGACGUCGGUACCGAGGGGUCGGCGCAUGUGUCUCAAGGUCCCUCAUCCACGAACUGCAGCGGACCCAGGGUUGGAGGACGAAAGGAAGCUUCGAACCAGGCGUGCAGCGACAGCGGUCGAACCACCGCACGUUCAGCAACGUGCUUGAAAACAGAGCUCGUGGGGCAGGUUCAGACGUCGUUUUUUCUCCCGUCGAAGUCCUCCCCGUCAAUGGCUUUGUCUGUGGACGAGGCAGAGUUGGACCCUGUUGCCGAGGCUGCUGCGUAUGUGAGUACGCUUGCUCGAGCCAGCCGACUGGGUUUCGACUGGAUUGAUGUUGAGACCCGGAUGGUGGAGCGGCUGCAAACAGGCGAAGAGCGCGUCAUAACCGAAGAACGGAAAGAGUUGUGGGCGCGAGCUGCCAGCGGUAUCGCGACCCCGUACUCAGGUGAAGACUCACACGUGUUUUCUCCAGAACAGAACGUGGAACGCUCGAGGCAUGGUAGCGUCGCAUUCGCAUCUGCCACGCCGCCAACUAUUCCAGAAAAUGGAUUUGCAGGCAACUUUGGGCUUUCGAAAGAAGCAGAGAGUUCACUACUGCGGAGGGCACGGCGACAGUUCAUUGAGGAUCUUCUCAUGGCCACGCCGCCGGGAGGUCGAUACAUCGCUUCACUUCAUGUGGAGUGGUUAAGCUCCGAUCCAAUCACAAUGUUCUACAAGAACUGUCUUUCUUCUGUCUCGCGUUGUUAUGCCGCUGUAUCAAAAGUCGUUCUGCUGCCCUCUCGAUCACGGCUGCAAGCACAAACACAUCUGCAAGGCAACGCUUGUGCCCUCGACACAAGCCUCCUCUCCACAAAGGAGAUCAAGCUGACGAACUUGCAGGUAUCAUGUUUGAAGCAGGACGCCACGGAGCUUGGAGACGGCGAGGAAGCUGUCACGCAUUUGCUCAGAUCCUUACGUAUGGAGAACGGAAGCCGUGUUCAAUCUGACAACACAGACGCCCGAUCGGCAGUCGACGCGCAAUCGCGGGCGCCGUUGCAUCCCAAUGACGAAGUGCUGGAAUGCGUCGAGCGCCAGAUAAAUCGGCCUCUGAUUCUUCUCCAGAGUGGCCCGGCGGGGAGGCGUUCUCGUAUUGAAAACCGCUGCUUCACACCGACUUGCUUGGCAGGACAAGACAGUACGAAUGCCUACGGACAGUUGAGUGCAGUACAAUUAUGGGAACAUCGGCGCCGUCUUUCUCUGCCAUGCGUCAACUUCUUCCUCUUCGGCUACCCCACGAUGCUUUCCCCGUCACCGACCAUCCAUAACGCCAUUUUUGAAUGCAAAAGGGCGGUCUCGAGAAGCUGCGCCUUCAGCCUCUUCCCGCCUGCAGCUGUGCAGAGGCAAAUGCAGCAAAUCAAGUGCCCAGCACGCGAAGUGGAUACAUGUCAGUCUCUGUGUGGUUUGCACGCCACAGAAACUGCUGCCCAUGCGACGCGGCACCCAAGUGCCAAAUUAAUUACUUACCGACAACUUCCGGGCCGCGAAACGGAAAAAUAUGCCACGAUGCUUGUUGAGCAGAUGACGUGGCAGUUCUUGAGAGCCGCACCUCUGCAUGCGUUUGGUGGGGCGGCUGUCACGCUCCCCCUCAAGGAAACCCUCUUGCCUCUUUUGAGUCGUAUCGAUCCAGUAGCGAAACGAAUUAAGGCGGUUAACACCAUCUACCGUGACAAAGUGAAUGGCACUCUCUGCGGUGCAAACACGGACUAUGCGGCUAUUGUGAAGGCGAUUCUCUGUCGAUGCGACAAGGUCGGGACCGUGCCGGGGACAGCCCUUUGCGAGCUUCCAGAAGAAGUGUUCAAGGAGCGACCUCUCGUCGUUGAAAUGGCGUAUAAUCCUGUGCUUACGCCACUCAUUAAAAGGGCGUGUGGCGCGGGGUGUGCAGUGGUCCACGGAAUCGAGCUUUUCGUGUGGCAGGCGUUGAUUCAGUCUCGCUAUUGGGUGACAUCGCAAGGACCUGUUGAUGUGAACGCCAACGAGCGGGAGGUGCCAAGCAAUUACCCUAAUCAAGCAGAAACAAUCAUACACUGCACGAUGGGGAAGACGUGUGAGUACCAGAAAUUCUUAAUCGCGAGGUGGUUAGACACACCUGAAGGACGCUCAUAUCGUCCUAUCGAUCUGAGGCCUGCCGAACUUCGGGAGGUCCUCAAACGUGUCGAGACAUUCUACAGGAAUGUGAUUGAUGUCGACCGGCUUGUCACCCUCCGAGGGGAGAAUUUCUUUGUUUGACACUAGGGUAACCGCGCUAUCUAACGGUUUUGUGCGUUUUUGGAAUUCGAGCAAUGUCAUACGGCCCAAAGACGCGUCUUACCUUCGUUUACAGGCUCAUAUCAAAAAGCUUAAC
Molecule: messenger RNA, 10231 nt
Organism: Toxoplasma gondii ME49
Lineage: Eukaryota; Apicomplexa; Conoidasida; Eucoccidiorida; Sarcocystidae
Product: shikimate dehydrogenase substrate binding domain-containing protein
Exons: 19
Coding region: 469-10116 (3215 amino acids)
Molecular function (GO): shikimate 3-dehydrogenase (NADP+) activity; 3-dehydroquinate dehydratase activity; 3-dehydroquinate synthase activity
Source: RefSeq, a predicted model, not a curated record